GCGGCCGUAAGCGGGACAUCCAAUCAGGAGAUGCAGGAAGUGGACGAGCGGACGAGUAUCGUAUCGUUGUUGUUUUGAGGACCGACAGACCGAAGCCCCCCUACUGGUUCUCCAUGAGUAGGGUCAACGAUGGACAACGACUCGGUGUUCUACAGCGACCGCACUGGGCCCACUAACCCCCUGCUGGACCAGCUGCCCAGCUACCAGUCUCUGCUGUACCGCCGCAAGCCCCCCAAUGGGGGGUCCAAGCGCAGGAGCAGCUCCAGGACCCGCGCGGGGUCCUCGGGCAGCGGGAGGUGGGGCGGCGCCACGGUGGCCCUCCGCGAGGAGAAGACCCCGCCCCUGCAGAGGCCGGUCCGGGAGCUGCCCAGGACCAUGGCGGAGAAGCGCCGAGACCGAGAGCAGCGUCUGGAACAGGACCGUGAGCUGAGCAGCUGGAGGCAGCGGAGGCGGAGCCUGCACCGGUCGCUGAGGAGGCUGAGGGCCGACCUGCAGGAGAGGCUGAGCGCCCUGGUGCUGUGGAGGGGAGACAUCCACCUCAUAGAGGGAAUGUUCGGCACGGGGAUCCUCUCCUACUUCUCCUUCCUGCGCUUCCUGGUUCUGCUCAACUUGGUCAUCUUCCUGCUGAUGUUCAGCUUCGUCAUGCUGCCCAUCAUCAUCGCCCCUCACGCCGGCGGGAACGUGACCUUCAACCAGGCCGACGGCAGUGUAUGCAGUGUGUAUCCCGCCAGCGCACGACGAGGCCUGGUCAUCUUCCACGAGCACAUCACAGACCUUCUCUCCGGCGGGGGCUUCUUGGAGCAGACCUAUCUGUUCUACGGCUACUACAAGGUGCACGCCAUUAGCUUCCCUGGGUUCACCUACAACCUGCCCCUGGCCUACCUCCUGGUGACAGUAGCAUACCUCUGUCUCAGCCUUGUGUGGAUCGUUCAACGGUCUGCCACCGGCUUCAAGAGGAACCUCAUCCAGGACGAGGAUCGCUUCCAGAGCUUCUGCAACAAGAUCUUCGCCGGCUGGGACUGCUGCAUCACCAACGAGGACGCAGCGAGCCUCAAGAGGAGCAGUCUGCUGUACGAGCUCAAGACGGAUCUGGAGGAGGAGAGAAUCAAGCAGAAGAUCGCCGACCGCAGCCGCAAGGAGAGGUGUCGUAUCUACACCAUCCGGCUGAUCCUCAACGUGUUCGUCAUCGCCGUCCUGGCGGCCUGCUUCUACAGCAUCUACCGGGCCACCAUCUUCUCCCAGAAGGCCCAGAUGGACAAGGUGAACUUCAUGCGGGACCUCAUCUACGAGUACCUGCCUUCUAUCGUCAUCACCCUGGCCAACUUCAUCACCCCGCUGCUCUUCUCCGUCAUCAUCAACUUCGAGGACUACUCCCCUGCCUUUGAGAUCCGCUUCACCUUGAUGAGGUGUGUGUUCAUGCGUCUCACCAGCAUCGGAGUGUUGCUCUUCUCCCUGUGGUCUCAGAUCACGCAGUGUAAGGAGGAGCCGUGUUUGUGCGGCUACAACCACCAGCUCUACUCGUGCUGGGAGACUCGAGUGGGCCAGGAGAUGUACAAACUCACCGUGUUCGACUUCAUCAUCAUUGCCGCCGUCACCAUCUUUGUGGAGUUCCCCCGCAAGCUGAUGGUGAACUACUGCGGCUGCGGCCUGAUGAAGUGGUGGGGCCAGCAGGAGUUUGCCAUCCCCCAGAACGUCCUGGAGAUCGUCUACGGCCAGACCAUCUGCUGGAUCGGCACCUUCUACUGCCCCCUGCUGCCCGCCAUCUGCACCAUCAAGUACUUCUUCAUCUUCUACAUCAAGAAGGUGUCCCUGGUGAACAACUGCCGCCCGGCCACCCGUCCGUUCCGGGCAUCCAGCUCCAACUUCUUCUUCCUGGUGGUCCUCCUGAUUGGCCUGGCUCUGGCCUCUCUGCCCGUCAUGGUGGGCGUCGGCCAGAUCAACUGCUCCCAGGCCUGCGGGCCCUUCGUGAACUACACCGUGUCCUGGGAGGUUCUGCCUCGCACCGUCUCCCUGCUGCCCAACAAGGCCCUGCGCGACCUCCUCUUCGCCCUCGCCUCGGAGGCCGUCGCCGUCUCCCUCUUCGUCAUCACGUGUGUGGGCAUGUUCUACGUCAUCGCCUUGGCCGGAGCUCACAAGAGGGUCAUCAACCAGCUCCGAGAGCAGCUGGUCAUGGAGGGGCGGGACAAGCGGUUCCUGAUCCAGAAGCUGUGUCAGGCCCAGAGGCUGACCCCCGCGCGGCCCCCGGCCCCCCCGGGGGGCCCCCAGCCCCUGGCCCGGGGGGGCCGGGACGGCAGCGCGGGCAGCAGGAGCAGCUGGGGCAGCCCCAGCUACCACACCAGCUUCUCCACCAACCACAGCGACGCCAUGUUCCUGGCCAACGCCCCCCCACACGGGUCCACGCACGUCUAGUGUGAGCCGGGGAUGUGACCUUUGACCUCCUUAACAGGGGGGUCAAGAUGGAGUCUUCACAUUCAUGGCUGUCACUUAGAGGUGGUUUCAUUGGAGGAGGGGUCGUCUUCCUUUUGGGGGGGAAGGAGGUCGACGGGAGAGAGAAAGACGAUGUGAAGCUCAAGCGUGUGAAUCUUUGGACUAAAGAUGGAAAAAUAAUGGUGGGGGAAAAGGUGCCUUCUGUGUGUGUCCUCUACAUUUUCCUUCCAGGAAGGACUUUUAUAUGAUGGGAAAACCACAUCUUCUACUUCUCAAUAUUAACUUUUUGUAUUACUAUAGGAAGUGCUUUAUUUACGUUGUAAAUGUCUUGUUUGGUCGAAGCGGGUCGUAAAGAAACAAUGUUUUGUUUGUUGCAGUUGCAUAUUGACCAGAAGUUGACACUUCUGGACUACUUGUCGCAAAACAAAUUGUUCCCUUUAAAUUGUUUUACAUUUGUCCAAUCUGUUAACUUUUAAGUUGUGCUGUUACUUUAUUUCAUCAAUGGCAUGUAACAAUAUAUUUGGUGUUUUGCCGAUUUUUGGAUCACAAUUCUUUACUUUUUGCCCAAUAAAGUAAUUUGGUCAUGUUUUCCAAGAA
This is a messenger RNA of Gadus macrocephalus (Pacific cod), 3024 nucleotides long. Its product is annotated as transmembrane channel-like protein 7. Gene Ontology annotation, molecular function: mechanosensitive monoatomic ion channel activity. Gene Ontology annotation, cellular component: plasma membrane. The transcript is spliced from 16 exons. NCBI's taxonomy places the organism in Eukaryota, Metazoa, Chordata, Actinopteri, Gadiformes, Gadidae. The record is from RefSeq and is a predicted model, not a curated record. Bases 130 to 2409 code for a protein of 759 amino acids.